Molecule: messenger RNA, 2566 nt
Organism: Ornithodoros turicata
Lineage: Eukaryota; Metazoa; Arthropoda; Arachnida; Ixodida; Argasidae
Product: zinc finger protein 883-like
Exons: 6
Coding region: 253-2289 (678 amino acids)
Biological process (GO): regulation of transcription by RNA polymerase II
Molecular function (GO): DNA-binding transcription factor activity, RNA polymerase II-specific; RNA polymerase II cis-regulatory region sequence-specific DNA binding
Source: RefSeq, a predicted model, not a curated record
GAUGCCAUCCCGCCGAGUUCGGUCUCCUUACUUCUCCUCCGUGUUACUAAACUACAGCCAGCAUUUCGUCAAUGGAUACCGUAUUCCGUUAUCUACGAAGGUACAAUAGAACAAAGGAAAAAAACAAGUCUACACAAGAACCUCUCACUAGCACCUCUUCUGUCUUAACUUGGAAGCCAUUUGGACAUAGCUGACAAAUGCACUUAGCAGUAAGGAAGAAGCAAGAGGUACUUGUGUCUACAACUCCCAGAAAUGCAGCUCUCCCCAGAGUUCCGUGGUCAGUUCGUGAGAGUGAAAUUGGAACCACCUGAUGUUGCAUGUCUGCCAGAAGAGGGCCAGGUACAGCAACAACACUCCAGCGAGUAUCCAUCAGGAGGUGAUGCCUAUGGAUCGAUGGCUGGGACGUGCCACAUUAAUGGAGAAUCUCGAGAGGAAUCUUCAAAUGAACAUCCAAUCAUAGAAAUCAAAACAGAAGCUUAUAAUAUUGCAAUCAUGGUGGAACAGGACCAGAUGGGACACAGCUGUGAGUCAAUAUCAGAAGGCCGGCUUUAUCUCUCUCUCGAUCUCUCUUGCAUAACAACACCCAGUGCGAAUGACUGUCAUCACGCAAACCGUCCGCAACACCGCCGUAGACAUCUUCCUCCACUCCCAGGAAACCUGUGCUUGGCGAAAGUACGACUUGUGGCUGAACAGGAGGGAGGAGCUCCAGAAAGUACUGGUUUCCUCCACAUUAAGGACCAGCCCAGAGGCACUUGUGAUCAAGAAUCUUCAGGAUGCACUUCUUCAAACACACGGCUCGAGAUCAGCGCAGUAGCCAUUGAACCACAAUUCGACAACCCUUCCCUAGUUACAGCGAACGGUCGACACACCGAGCGACUUGCAGAGCAGAGCAAGCAAUGUGUACUUCCAUACACGUCGAAAGACAGUUUAAAACCCCACAUGGUUGCACAGUGCUACGAGUCUGAAAUGUGUCCCACUACUCCACCGGAUGUUGAGAUGAGAGAGCAGGGUUUUAAGUAUGACGUCUGCCCCUCUGCAUUCUUGCGAUCUGGGAGUAACGAGAGCCACAUGUUCAAGCGCACUGAUGACAAGUUCGAUCUCAGUCUUGCACAGACCACGAGCCUGUGGUGUCCCAGGCGAAUACAUACGGGCGAGAAGCCACACAAAAGUCAGCUCUGCCCUGCAAAGUUUGGCCACAUUGCGCACCUGCGUCAUUACAAGCGAGCACAUACUAUAGAAAAGCCAUACAAGUGUGACGCCUGCCCGGCAGAGUUCAGCCGGAGCAAGAGCCUAUCGAAUCACAAGCGGAAACACACCAAGCCCCACGAGUGCAAUCUCUGCCCUGCAGCUUUCAGCCGGAGGGCGGACCUAGAGCACCACAAGCAAACACACACAGGCCGAAAGCCAUACAAGUGCGAUGUCUGCCCUGCGGAGUUCAGUCAGAGAGGGAACCUGCAGAAGCACAAACGGACACACACGGGCGAGAAGCCAUACAAGUGCGAUGUCUGCCCUGCGGACUUCAUCCAGAAAGGGAACCUACAGCGACACAUGCGGACACACACAGACGAGAAACCAUACAAAUGCGAUGUCUGCCUUGCUGAGUUCAAAGAAAACACGAGCUUGUUGGAUCACAAGCGGACACACACAGGCGAGAGGCCCUAUAAGUGUAAUCUUUGCCCUGCUGCUUUCAGCCGGAGAGCGGGCCUAUGGCAUCACAAGCGAACACACACAGGCGAGAAGCCAUACAAGUGUGAUGUCUGCCAUGCGGAGUUCAGCCAGAGCGGGAACCUACAGCAGCACAAGCGGACACACACAGGUGAGAAGCCAUAUAAGUGUGAUGCCUGCCCUGCUCAGUUCAGCCAGAGCAUGCACCUGUCGGAUCACAAGAGGAGACACACAGGUGAGAAACCACACAAGUGCAGUCUCUGCCCUGCAGCUUUCAGCUGGAGAGUGGACCUACAGCAUCACAAGCGAACACAUACAGGCGAGAAGCCAUACAAGUGCGAGGUCUGCCCUGCAAAGUUCAGUCAGAGAACGAACCUACAGCAGCACAAGCGGACACAUACAGGUGAGAAGCCAUACAAGUGCGAUGUCUGCCCUGCAAAGUUCAUUCAGAAAGGGAACCUACAACGGCACAUGCGGACACACAUGGGUGAGAAAUCGUACAAGUGUGAUGCCUGCCCUGCGGAGUUCAGUCAGAAAGGGACUCUACAUGAUCACAAGCUGACACACACGGGCAAGAAGCCUUACAAUGCGAUGGACAGUGCAAGGUCUGCCUUACGGAGUUGAGCCAGGGCCAGACCCUACAGGAUCACAAUUGGACACACAAGGAUGAGGAGCCAUGCAAGUACGAUGUCUGCCCUGCUGAGUUCAGCCAAAGCAGGACUCUACAGGAUCACAAUCUGAUACAAUCAGGCGAGAAGCUGUACAAUGCGAUGGACAGUGCAAUGUCUGCUUUGCGGAGUUCAGCAGGAGCGGGACCCUACGGGAUCACAAUCGGACACACAAGGACGAGGAGCCAUACGACAAUUAAUGUGAAUAAAGCAGAAAUUUCUCAUCGAAGUGA